GACAGGAGACGAGAGGAGAGGAGGGGAGAGGAAAGUAGAGCAGAGGGUCGAGAGGUGAAGUGUCGAGAGGAGGAGGAGGAGGCGAGCGAUAUCCGUUGCUCUGGCAUCUCAUCAUCUCCGAGACUCGAGACUCGAAGCGCGAUUGUCGUCCGUCGGGGUCAGCGCGAGCGCAUUUGCUAAUUUCUGCAGCGUUUGGAAGCAUGGAGGCACUGGCGGUGAAGACGCCGGUGCCCGUGGUGGCGUCGCGCGGACUGUCACAAGGCUGCUCGUCGACAUCCGGACUCGCCUCGCUCGAAUUGUGCCCGAGGUUUUGUAAAUUGGCUGGGUUUAGGGCGGAGCAGAAAUGGAGUCAGACGAGGAAGAUUGCAAGGUCCCGCGUUGUUGCGAGCUUGCCUGGGCUCGAUACCCGGAGUUUUUACGCGCCCGAGGCUCCGAGAUUGAUGGAUUUGGACCCUACUACGAAUCUUUUGCAGCAAAGGAUCAUCUUUCUGGGUUCUCAGGUUGAAGAUAUGACUGCCGAUAUUAUCAUUAGCCAGAUGUUGUUGUUGGACGCACAAGAUCCUACGAAGGAUAUCAAAUUGUUCAUCAAUUCCCCUGGUGGAUCAGUAACUGCAGGUAUGGGAAUAUAUGACGCUAUGAAGCUCUGUAGAGCCGAUGUGUCGACCACCUGCUUCGGCCUAGCAGCGUCCAUGGGCGCCUUCCUGCUGGCUGCUGGUGCUAAAGGAAAACGUUACUGCAUGCCAAAUGCGAGGAUUAUGAUUCAUCAACCCCUAGGAGGUGCAGGAGGAUCGGCCAUCGAUGUUGGACUACAAGUUAGGGAGAUGAUGUACCACAAGAGAAAGAUGUGCAAAAUCAUGUCUCGCCUCACGGGAAACUCUGAGGAGAAGAUUGAGGAAGAUACUGAUCGUGAUUACUUCAUGAAUGCUUGGGAAGCCAAGGAGUACGGAUUGGUGGAUGUGGUGAUAGAUGACGGGAAGCCCGGCCUUGUAGCUCCUUUAGGAGAAGUCAAGGAGCCCCCGAAGUCACGAGUUUGGGAUAUGUGGACAGUGAAAGAAGGCAAAGCCCGAAAGGAAUUGCCCACAGAAGAAAUAUAUGAAAAGUCAAGUUCAGAUGUUUCAGAACCCGUGGAAAGUACGUAGCCUAGACUUACGAUUUACUUGUACCAAAGAAAAUAUAUUUUAUUCGAAUUGUUCAAUCGUCCUUUGAGCGCUCUUUACAUCCUUGUGUUCAUUGGCAAGACUGCAGCUGUUUAUGUGUCGUAAAGAAAGUUGUACUACGUGUGUAUCAACAUGUCAGAUAUGCGGUCUGGACUUGAAACGAUCUGGUAAAUAUUGGAUAAAC
Marchantia polymorpha subsp. ruderalis is the source of this 1341-nucleotide messenger RNA. The record is from the annotation of a GenBank genome assembly. Lineage: Eukaryota; Viridiplantae; Streptophyta; Marchantiopsida; Marchantiales; Marchantiaceae.